Molecule: messenger RNA, 1024 nt
Organism: Mytilinidion resinicola
Lineage: Eukaryota; Fungi; Ascomycota; Dothideomycetes; Mytilinidiales; Mytilinidiaceae
Exons: 2
Coding region: 106-891 (261 amino acids)
Source: RefSeq, a predicted model, not a curated record
ACUGUUCCUCUCUCAAGGCUCAACCGUCUACACGCCUUCUAGUCAUCUCACCUGAUCAUACACCCAUCAACUCGACAUAUCGGCUUCUCUCUCAAAACCGCCAACAUGCCUGCACCUGGCUACCGACCCCCCACAAACCCCACUUUCCACUGUGACCUCUGCAACAAAGGCUACACGUACCAGAAUGACUACGAAAACCAUCUCAGCUCCUACGACCACUCCCACAACGUGCGCCGCGCCGACUUGAAGAAAAAUAGAGACCCCCGAGCGGCUGAGAAAGCAGAAAUCGCUGAGCGCAAGGCAAAGAAGCAACAGGCUCGACUUCUGGCAAAGGUGAAGCCCAUUAUCGUUACAAGCACUGGGAGCGGCUUCACGAAGAUCCAGGAUCUGGCGAAGCAGGCUGAGGCUGAGAAGAGCGAGAUGGAGGAUGUAAAGAUUGCGGAUAGGGAUGCACCGACGGUGGGAGUGGGAUUCACGGGGUUCAAGAUCCAGGAUCCAGCGAAGCAGGCCGAGGCCGAAAAGGAGAAGAUGGAGAAUGUGAAGAUUGCGGAUAAGGAUGCGCCGAUGGCGGGGUUCACGAAGAUCCAGCUUCCGGCAAAGCAAUCUGAGGCGAGAAAUGACACGCAUGACAAGAACGCACUCAAGAAGCGCCCCGAGGCCGAGGUCGAGCGCAACGAAGAUGUAGCGAGGAAGCUAGUCUAUAACAUCGAUGGGGACGACAUGAACGCCAUGGUUGCUAGAGAGAGCCGUGAGAAGAUGGGCGAUGUGGAGAUGGAGGAGGACGGCAAUGCGAGCGAGAAUGAUAACUUCGGGUACGAGUAUUAUGACCCGAGGUAUCCAACGGAGUGUCGGCAAGAUUGCGAGGGGCGGUUUGAUAAGUUGAAGGCUUGAGGGGAAAGGUGUGAGUUGCGGUCUUGGAAGCAUUGGACUGGCGUUUUGGUAUACCACUGGAUUCCUCCUUCACGAGCAUAUGAUGGGCAACUUACACUUGCACACGGACAUCUGGACGAAAAUGAAGGCAGGA